AUUCGGGCAGGGGCUGUGAAUCGGGCACACGUGGUUCAGAUUUGGCAGUGUCGUAAAUAAUAUGUAAGGAUAUUGGCAGUCGACAAGGGCUGUGCUGCACACGUGUCGCAUUUUGGAAGAAAAAAAACCCAUUGCGGAUAACCAUAUCUCACCGUUUUCUCAAAGCUGUAUUCCUAUUCAAUUCUUCAUCGGAUAGCUGCAAAAGGAUCGCACUUCUUCAAAACUCAGAGACGACAUAUAUUCAAUCAAAAAGGUUGCUUGGUAAAAAUGUCUUGUGUUAAAAUUGGCACACACAACGGAACUUUUCACUGUGAUGAAGUUUUGGCAUGCUAUCUUCUACAUCAGCUCCCGGAGUACAAGGAUGCCGAAAUAAUUCGGACUCGUGACCCUGUAGAGCUGGCGAAGUGUGAUAUUGUGGUCGAUGUAGGUGGAGUCUAUGAUCCAAAACAACACCGGUACGACCAUCAUCAAAGGUCCUUUGAGGAGACUUUCAACAGCUUAUGCCCAGAGAAGCCAUGGGUAACCAGACUGAGCUCAGCAGGUUUGGUUUAUCUUCACUUUGGUCGUCGAAUACUUUCUCAUCUUACACACUUGGAGCAGGGCAACAGGCAGCUGGAGAUCCUAUAUGAUAAGAUGUAUGAGAACUUUGUGGAGGAAGUAGAUGCUGUGGAUAAUGGGAUUUCUCAGUAUGAUGGAGAGGCACGUUAUACUGUUGGCACCACUCUUAGUGCUCGUGUCAGUCAUCUUAACCCAUGGUGGAACAGUGACUGCCAGGACACACAGGAGGGUUUUAACAAAGCCAUUACCCUGGUGGGAGCGGAAUUCUUAGACCGGUUGCACUACUAUCAGAAUGCAUGGCUUCCAGCACGAGUGGUAGUGGAGGCUGCUAUUCAUAUGCGGCAUCAGGUGGAUGCCAGUGGAGAGAUAGUUUUGUUGGCUCAAGGUGGGUGCCCCUGGAAAGAACAUCUCUUCUCCCUAGAAAGAGAAUUUAAACUGGAUAUUGCAAUCAAGUUUGUGCUGUAUCCAGACCAAAAUGGGCAGUGGAGAGUGCAGUGUGUGCCCACAGGACUCAACACAUUCCAAAACAGGCUGUCGCUGCUGGAGGAAUGGCGUGGGUUGAGGGACGAUGCCUUGACCCAAUUCAGUGGAAUCCCUGAUUGUGUCUUUGUUCAUGCCAGUGGCUUCAUUGGGGGAAACAAAACCAAAGAGGGAGUUCUUGAGAUGGCUCGAAGAACAUUGCAGGCAUCUUGCAGACCAGGGAACAAUGCAAAUGGUUGCUAAGGCACCCUUGCUUUAUUGCUUAAUCUCAGUUUAACCAUCUUUUCUUUUGUAAUAAUGAAGUGUAGUCUCAAUUUCUUGAUUAUGUUUGAAGAAAUAAAAUCUCAAGACUUGA
Ictalurus punctatus (channel catfish) is the source of this 1393-nucleotide messenger RNA. RefSeq names its product myg1 exonuclease (gene myg1). Lineage: Eukaryota; Metazoa; Chordata; Actinopteri; Siluriformes; Ictaluridae. Gene Ontology annotation, cellular component: cytoplasm; nucleus. The coding region runs from base 268 to 1281 and encodes 337 amino acids. The transcript is spliced from 7 exons. The record is from RefSeq and is a predicted model, not a curated record.